Molecule: messenger RNA, 1420 nt
Organism: Aegilops tauschii subsp. strangulata
Lineage: Eukaryota; Viridiplantae; Streptophyta; Magnoliopsida; Poales; Poaceae
Product: L-lactate dehydrogenase B
Biological process (GO): lactate metabolic process; pyruvate metabolic process
Cellular component (GO): cytoplasm
Molecular function (GO): L-lactate dehydrogenase (NAD+) activity
Source: RefSeq, a predicted model, not a curated record
AGUGAUAAAAAGUCCCAAACCAUGACCAUGACUGAUGAAGCGGUAACCGGCGGGCGGUUUCGUUGCCCUUUAUAAACUGUUCGGCUCCCUCUCCAUUCGCAUACCCAACCAAGAAGACGAUUGAGUUCACCAUCCAAUCCCAGUUCCAAAUCCCCUCCUUUCUGAAUCCGACCUGCAUUUGCAUCCCAUUCCCACCGAAGAAAGAUGCACAAGACCUCGUCGCUGUCGGAGCUGGGCUUUGACGCCGGCGACGCCUCGUCGGGCUUCUUCCGCGCGGUGGCCGACGGCUGCCCGCUGACGCCCACCUCCUCCUCCGCCCCGCACCGCCGCCUCACCAAGGUCUCCGUCAUCGGCGCGGGCAACGUGGGCAUGGCCAUCGCGCAGACCAUCCUCACCCAGAACCUGGCGGACGAGAUCGCGCUCGUGGACGCCCUCCCCGACAAGCUCCGCGGCGAGGCGCUCGACCUGCAGCACGCCGCCGCCUUCCUCCCGCGCGUCCGCAUCGUCUCCGGCACCGACGCCGCCGUCACCAGGAACUCGGACCUCGUCGUCGUCACGGCCGGCGCCAGGCAGAUCCCCGGGGAGACGAGGCUCAACCUGCUGCAGAGGAACGUGGCGCUGUACCGGAAGAUCGUGCCGCCCGUGGCCGAGCACUCACCGGAUGCGCUGCUGCUCGUCGUGUCCAACCCUGUCGACGUCCUCACCUACGUGACCUGGAAGCUGUCGGGGUUCCCGGCCAGCCGCGUGAUCGGCUCCGGCACCAACCUCGACUCGUCCAGGUUCCGGUUCCUCGUCGCGGAGCACCUCGACGUCAGCGCGCAGGACGUGCAGGCGUACAUGGUGGGUGAGCACGGCGACAGCUCGGUGGCGAUCUGGUCGAGCAUCAGCGUGGGCGGCAUGCCGGCGCUCAAGUCGCUGCGCGACAGCCACCGGAGCUUCGACGAGGCGGCGCUGGAGGGCAUCCGGCGGGCCGUGGUGGGGGGCGCCUACGAGGUGAUCGGCCUCAAGGGCUACACCUCCUGGGCAAUCGGCUACUCCGUCGCCAGCCUCGCGGCGUCCCUGCUCCGCGACCAGCGCCGUGUGCACCCGGUGUCCGUGCUCGCCGCGGGCUUCCACGGCAUCUCCGACGGCCACGAGGUGUUCCUCAGCCUGCCCGCCCGGCUCGGCCGCGCCGGCGUCCUCGGCGUCGCCGAGAUGGACCUCACGGAGGCCGAGGCCGCGCAGCUCCGCCGCUCCGCCAAGACGCUCUGGGAGAACUGCCAGCUCCUUGGCCUAUGAGGAACCUACUUUAUCUACUUAUAUUGUGAUCCUUAUUCCUAAGGCAUCUACAAGAACUCUACUGUCAUAUAUAUGUUGCUCUAUCGAUGCUGCCACACGAAUGCUUGUGUAAUUUUGGACUGAUGGUAUUACUUUGGUGAAA